This is a messenger RNA of Moesziomyces antarcticus, 1518 nucleotides long. RefSeq names its product ERG4/ERG24 ergosterol biosynthesis protein. The coding region runs from base 1 to 1518 and encodes 505 amino acids. Lineage: Eukaryota; Fungi; Basidiomycota; Ustilaginomycetes; Ustilaginales; Ustilaginaceae. Gene Ontology annotation, cellular component: endoplasmic reticulum membrane. The transcript has 2 exons. Gene Ontology annotation, biological process: ergosterol biosynthetic process. The record is from RefSeq and is a predicted model, not a curated record. Gene Ontology annotation, molecular function: Delta14-sterol reductase activity.
AUGGUCACCACUCGCUCUGCCUCGCGCACGCCGCGCAAGUCUAGAGGUCGCGUCUCGUUCCCUUCCGACUCGGUCGACAACUCUCCGGCCCCUGCCACCCCGACGCCCGCUCCGCGUUCCAACUCGUCGCGCAGCUCGCCCACCAAAAAGUCGUCCUCCUCCUCCUCGUCCACCCCGGCCUCGCCCGCAGUGCGCCGACGAAAGUCCUCCGUCAUGAGCCAAAAGUCGCUCUCCAAGGAGCAGCUCGGUCCCAAGACCACCCACUACGAGUUCGCAGGCCCGCUCGGUGCCGCCUUUGUCUCGCUUACCGUGCCCUUCUUCUCCUACUACCUCUACUUUGGAUGCUCCGAGAAGCUCGGCUGCGACCUCAGGCUACCCAUCGACAACCCCGAUGCCAUCCGCACCCUCCUGGUCCAGGGUGUCAAGGACAGCCUCUUUGACACCACCGGCUGGUCCAUCUACGCCGCCUGGUACGCCUUCACCGUGAUCGCCUGGCUCGUCCUCCCCGGCAAGGACUUUGAGGGAACCGAGCUGCGCACCGGCCAGCGCCUCCACUACAAGCUCAAUGCCUUUGCCACCUUUGUCGUCGCCAUGGCCGCCUCCGCCGCCUGGAUCUUCGUCAAGGGCGCCGACUCCUUCACCAUCUUCUACCAGCACUGGCCCGGCCUCGUCUCGGCCGCGCUCUUCAACUCGUUCGCCCAGGCGGUCUACUGCUACCUCGUCUCGUUCGGAGACGGCAAGCUGCUUGCCCUCGGCGGCAACUCGGGCAACGUGCUCUACGACUGGUUCAUCGGACGCGAGCUCAACCCUCGCAUCGGCUCGUUCGACAUCAAGUCGUUCAACGAGCUCCGUCCGGGCCUCAUCCUCUGGGCCAUCCUCGACAUCAGCUGCGCCUGCCACCAGUACAUCCAGCUGCGCGGUCGCAUCACCGACUCCAUGGCCCUCGUCUGCGCAUUCCACCUCUGGUACGUCGCCGACGCCCUCUUCAUGGAGUCGGCCAUCUUCUCCACCAUGGACAUCACCACCGACGGCUUCGGAUUCAUGCUCUCCGUCGGCGACCUCGUGUGGGUGCCUUUCGUCUACAGCCUCCAGGCGCGCUACCUCGCCUUCCGCCCCGUCCACCUCGGCAUCGCCGGCACCGCCGCCAUCAUCGCCGUCAACCUCGCCGGCUACUACAUCUUCCGCGAGGCCAACUCCGAGAAGAAUCAGUUCCGCAACGGCACCAACCCCAAGAACCUCAAGUACAUGACCACCGCCUCCGGCCGCAAGCUCCUCACCUCGGGCUGGUGGGGCCGUUCGCGCCACCCCAACUACCUCGGCGACUGGACCAUGGCGUGGGCCUGGUCGCUCCCCUGCGGCUUUGCCACCCCCAUCCCUUACUUCUACGUCGCCUACUUUGCCGUCCUCCUCGUGCACCGUCAGCUCCGCGACGACGAGGCCUGCCAGAAGAAGUACGGCAAGGACUGGGAUAAGUACUGCAAGCUCGUCCGCAGCCGCAUCAUCCCGGGCAUCUACUGA